UAUGCAUAAAGGAGAUUAAGAUGGUGGUUAAUGGCAAGAGUCUGUUUUUCCUGAUGUUUCUUUUUCUUAAAAUCCAGGGUCAAGAACGAGCCUUCAAUGACAAGAUGACUCUCAGUCUCCCUGAUUCCUACAACAUUGGCUGGAUGCAAACUCUGGAUGAUCACCAGUUAAUUUCUGACAUCACCAUUCCUGGUACCCAUGACACCAUGGCUCUUUAUGGAGGACCGGCGGCAGAAUGCCAGAAAUUGUCUCUGGAGGACCAGCUGAUGGCUGGGAUACGCUACUUGGAUCUGAGAGUGUUUGCUUCUGAAAAAAAGUUGUAUGUCAUGCACGGAGUGAUUUAUGAACAUUCAUCAUUCCCCAAGGUUCUUAAAACGAUCAAGGCAUUUCUGUCCGAAUUCAGGAGUGAAACGGUGCUCGUCCGAGUAAAACCUGACUUGUUUGAUAAAAGCAAUGUUCAGGUGCUGAUUCAAAACAUGAUCGAAAAUGACAGCGAUUUCUGGAUUCAAUCUUUGAUACCAACUAUGGGUGAUGUUAGAGGUAAGAUUGUUUUUGUUCAGAAAGACAGCUUUAAGAUGGGUGUCCCUCUGUUGGAAACGGACACAAAAGGAGAUUAUGAAGUCACUCACGUUGAAGAAAAGGAGAAUGACAUUCGAGAGAAUCUGAGAAAAGCUAAUGAGUAUUGUGGAGAUGAUCUUCAAAGUUCUGUUGUUCUGACCUAUUCUAGCGGCACAGGCAUUGGUACACUGGGAGGGAUGUUUUUAACACCAAAAAGAAUAGCUAAGGAAAUCAACCCCUGGCUGUAUGGAUAUCUUGAUGAGGUGUCGUCUAAAAAUCCUAAGAUUUGUUUUGGUGUCGUAGCAAUGGACUUUCCGGGCUUUGAUUUAAUUCAAAUGGUCAUUAAUUUCAAUAACUAAUGUUCUCGCUAAUUCUGUUUU
Triplophysa dalaica is the source of this 938-nucleotide messenger RNA. RefSeq names its product 1-phosphatidylinositol phosphodiesterase-like. The coding region runs from base 21 to 917 and encodes 298 amino acids. Gene Ontology annotation, molecular function: phosphoric diester hydrolase activity. The transcript has 2 exons. NCBI's taxonomy places the organism in Eukaryota, Metazoa, Chordata, Actinopteri, Cypriniformes, Nemacheilidae. The record is from RefSeq and is a predicted model, not a curated record. Gene Ontology annotation, biological process: lipid metabolic process.